This is a messenger RNA of Darwinula stevensoni, 1016 nucleotides long. Lineage: Eukaryota; Metazoa; Arthropoda; Ostracoda; Podocopida; Darwinulidae. The record is from the annotation of a GenBank genome assembly.
UUCCGAUUUCCCCCAGGUAGAGAUAAGAGAAGAGUUGCUGUCUCGCGCCAGCGCAUAUCCACUUUCACGUUCUAUCGGUGGGAACCUUUUAUUUUUGCACUUGAGGAACAAAGUCAAGGAUUGGAGCGAUGGGAAUCAAAGCAGAUAACGUUCCAUCAUGCCCCAAAUACACCCUCUUCGCCUUCAACCUCAUCGUCUUGGGGCAGUCUCUUGGAGGCGGGAUGUGGAGAGGAGGAGUCACCUCCUCCCCUUAUAUCUGCUGGUCACCCCCUGAAGUCCACAGGGGAAUGGAGAUGAGGGGAGGGGAAGGGGAGGGGGGAGGGGCCUUGAACGUUCCUCGUAGAAAGAAAGAGACGUUCUUUGAGGUUCUUCCUGCUGGAUUCCUGAUCGGAGGCUUGAUCAUGACGAUCGUGGGGAUAGUGGCAUUGGCGGAUGAUGACUAUUUUGCGGGCAGGGAAUUCUUGGAACCUAAGAUGUUCAGGGCUGGAGCCAUCCUGGUCAUCACCGUCGGUAUCUUCAUCAUCAUCUUCUCGUUCCUCGGAUGCUGCGGAGCCAUCAAGGAAUCCUCGUGUCUCCUCAUGACCUACGCCGUGCUGACAUCGUUGGCCCUCAUCGGGGUUGGAACUGUCGCCAUUCUGGGAUUUGUCUUCAAGGAGAAUGUCGUGGAGCUCAUGGAUGAUAAACUCAGAGAUUUCAUGAAUCGUUACGAACCAGAUAAUCCCAACGACCCGGAGACGUAUGCCUGGGACAAAUUACAGAGCAUCUGCACGCCGACAAACAAAAACGUUUACACUGCCGGAUGCAUGGCUAUCGUCCACAAACUGGAAGGAUAUGCUGGGACCCUGGCUAUCGUCGCCCUUGUCUUCGCUAUCCUCAUGGUAGACCAGAGGGAGUUCCGCAAAUAUUUGGCUUGGGUUGCCAAUGAGCAGGGCCGGCGGAAGAAGCCCUGCUUCCUUUGCGGCCGCAGGGGCCUCCGGAUUCUAGGGAGCCCCAGCCCCAAGAGGACAAAGGAAUAA